This is a messenger RNA of Pan troglodytes (chimpanzee), 2860 nucleotides long. Its product is annotated as ESX-1 secretion-associated protein EspK-like. NCBI's taxonomy places the organism in Eukaryota, Metazoa, Chordata, Mammalia, Primates, Hominidae. Bases 29 to 421 code for a protein of 130 amino acids. The record is from RefSeq and is a predicted model, not a curated record. The transcript is spliced from 2 exons.
UGGGGUCGGGGUGGGGGAAUAAGGAGGGAUGGAGCCUGCAGAGCCUCCUGGAACCCCGGCGUCCUGGUCCUUGCAGGAUCUCCCCACCCCCACUCCGCAUUAUCUCCAGGCCUCUCACUCCCCCAGCCCCUCCCCCACGGAGGGGACGCGACCCAUUACUCCCUCCCGCCCCGGACCCUCCAGAUAUCGGGACAAAGAAGCCCCGCGGCAGCCGGCGAGCGUGGCUGCCGGGCACUGGUGCAGCAGCGGAGACGCGGAAAACCACUCGCAGCCGGAGAGACACCCGGACACAAAGACCUCGUGCCAGCCGCAGACCCAAGUUUCUCCCGGAGAGACUGGGGGUCCGCCCGCGUUCACCGCGAGAACACACAAACGGACGGACAGACCGACGCACGGACCCGGGGACCUCGACACUCGCUAGGAGGCAAGCUCUAUUCCUCAGCCGGGCGCCCCUCGUCUCCCGCUCUCUCCAUGGACCCCUAUCCUGGCAAAUCGCCCGCAGAGCGAGCUUGGAGAUGCGAGGGAAACUGAAGCCCCGAGGGUGCCCCGUCCUGGGAGCCUGGCUGUCUGCGGGGUCCCCCGCAUUCCGCAGUAGUAAUACAGGAGGGCCGGGGGCUUCUACCCCCACCCCCGCUCCCCUUCGGGUCUCUCCUGGCUGUGCAAGCGAUGGGCCAGAGGGCUGGACGAGGCUGGCUCCCAAUCCAGAAUCCCGAGCUGGGGAGUUCUCUCUAGGUUCUGGGGCUCCUGGGACCGGGGCUUUGGGGAAGGGAGACCGCAGGACGGAUGUCCAGGAAGGGAGGGGGCCCUGGGUCUCCCGUUACCUGCGCCUGCCGCGCUGGGACUCCGCUCUGGGGGCUGCAGCUCGAAGCUCCGACAAGUCUCCACGUCCAGCCCGAGAGGGGGCGGCCGGGCCCGGCACAGCGAGGCGAGGACCGCGAGCGCCUCCUGGCACCGAGGCCCGCCGGCCCCCCACACUCCGCUCAUGCCCUAGACACCCAGGCUUGCCGAGCAGCAGCUCGAACCCGCGCCCCGGCCGCACUGGGGCGGGGCACGACGGCCCCAAGAAGACCCUCCCUGCAGCGGCCCCCUGCGGCUCCGCUCUGCUUUUAAUCACUUCCCCGCAGGGUCCCCGCCCCUCACGUGGCAUCCCGCGGCAGCUGGCAAGUCUGGCGCCUCGCGGCCGCCCCCUCUACACUCAGGGACUGGCCUGAGUCCGGGGGGUGGGGGUUUCGAGGCGGGAAGCCGGGCUGUCCCGAAUCUCGGAGGGUGCAAGGCCAGGAAAGAGUCCGGGUUCCCACUCCGCAUUCACUGCCUGGUGUGACCUUGGGCGUCUCUGAGCCUCAAUUUUCGUCUCCGUAAAGGAGGUGUAAUGAUUUUAAGUACUUCACGGACUCCCUGGGGAUACAAAGAUCGUGUUUGUGAAAACACUGGGUAAACUGCCACAUGCCACACGAAUGACAGAGAAAUAGAUAACCCCGUAACAGAAAGAGCGACGGUCAGGCAGGGUCUGGGAGGACCUUGGCCGAGGUUCCUGACGGGAGCAGUUAGACUGGCCCCCGAGUCCCAGCUUCGGAGGUAGAAGACCCCAAGACAGGCGGGCGAUGCGAACUGCAAGACUUUCCGAGCUCCGCAAUCCUGCGGUCCGCGGUACCCGCAUGUUGCUAUGGCGACGGGAGGCAGCGGCCGUCUCUCUCCAUGGCAACGGGAGGGAAAAGUUUCUGGCGAACAGGAAUGGGGGGUCAUUUCAAGAGGGCGCAGGGCGCUCAGUUCCGCCGACCCACCUCCUUGCUUCGGUGAAACAGCACCAGAGAUCAUGUAUCUUUCUGCUAAGCAUAACAAGAAAGACAGAAAGCUCAACGGGAGGAUUGAGGCUAGACUUAAAGUAGAGAUCCCCUCAGAAACUGUGGAGUGAGGCCCAGGAACAGAUUGGCUGAGAGGCUUCGAGCUGCCUCACUCAGCGCUGGAAGUCUGUGAGCCAUGGUCAGGGAGGCCGGGGGACCAGCGCCCUGCAGGGGCCUAUCUCGGGAGUCUCUUGAUCUACACCUGUCGGCGGUGGGGCCCCUUCUGAGUGGGGCUCGCCUGAAGCCCCAGACUCAGGUCCAUUUGCUCUCCCGGAGCUGGGAAGGAAGCUUUAGCUGCAGCCCCUGGAAGCUGCUGGGUUGGUGUAUGCCCGAGUGGCUGGCGAGGGAGAAAGGUCUUGCCUCUUAAUUAACACGCUUAUUGGAAGUGACUCGGACAAUGACUCACGUUCCGGAGGGAGGAGAUUCGGAGCCUUAGCUCCUGGCGGUCUCCACUGCGCGCCAUCUGUGCCAACCGGCCCUUGGACUUGCGAUCCCCUAGCAGCUAGUGCCUGGGGCACCAAGGGCUAAAGCAAGGCCUGUGAGGACCCUGGCCCAGCCAGGCGGCUUUUCCACCGUGAGGCGCUCCCUGGCUCUGUCCACGGUGCUGAAGACCCAGUUGGUGCUACCAUCGCGUGAGCAUAAGUUUAGGGGACGAGGGAGAGGCAAUUGUUGAAGGUUCGCAGCUUCCACCCUGACCCCUGUGCCUGUGAUAGCAGAAGGCUAGGAACUCAGGCAGGGACCAAGCAGACACGACGCAGGCGAUACUGUGCAAUCCGGGCUACCUUCCUGCUGGAGGUGUUUGGUUGCUGUUCCAAGAACAAGUGGGGCUCUGGCAUCCCUAUUCGCCUUCCUGGUGCUUCUGAAAACCCACCUGAGGAGCCUAGAGGCCCCAUUAACUUCUUUUCCAUCACCCGAUGCACAUCUCAGCACCCAGAAGAGCCUCUGGCUACACGCUUAUUAGCAGUUUCCCAAGUGGCAGGUUUGUGUUUAUGUAAAAUACAAAUGGAGAACUGCUCUUU